AUGCCGAAGAUCCAGGCGGUGUGCGAACUGGAAUCGCAAAGCAUGCUGGUCGAAGGUUAUGGCGUCGGGGCGUCGGGGCGUCGGGGCGCCUUCAAAAAGGUGAGUAUUCAAGUCCAUUUUAUGUUUUAUUUAAGACAAUAUUAAGUUCAGGUUUUACAGAAUGUUUGAGAUAAACCCUUAUACGAAAGCGUAAUGUGUUGAUUUGGCGCAACUCUUGCGUUAUACAUGUGUUUUGAGACAAAGUGUAAUUGCGUAAAUUGCCCUGUUUUGGCGUUGAUGUUAGUAUCCCUUAUUCAUUUUACUUUUAUGUGUAAAACAAAAAUGGUAUUACUUUGAUAUUUGGCUUAAUCGCAUGUUUAACUGCUUUUCUAUAACUACUAAACGCUCUCCAUAAUUACGUGUGGUUUUUUCAAUUUUAAAAAUUGCUAUAUUUUAUUGUUUAGUGAUACACUGAUACCACGACUUCCAAGAGACCUGCGGUUGUGGAAGGCAACACACCGGAAAAACCCGAGAAAAAGCGACCAACUGUUAAAGGGAGUUCGAGAAAAAGCCUUUUUACGGAUGAGAAACUACCAACAAAUAAGCAUCAGUGGUCUGUGGAAGAAACUUCAGCGUUAAUUCAAUAUAUUUGUUUAUUUUGGGAAGAUGCUGACACAGACAGAUGGCCUAUGCAAAGAGAUAAGUAUAGUUCUGGGAUGACUGUGCUGAUGCAGUGA
Molecule: messenger RNA, 716 nt
Organism: Paramuricea clavata
Lineage: Eukaryota; Metazoa; Cnidaria; Anthozoa; Malacalcyonacea; Plexauridae
Source: the annotation of a GenBank genome assembly